Chondrus crispus (carragheen) is the source of this 543-nucleotide messenger RNA. Lineage: Eukaryota; Rhodophyta; Florideophyceae; Gigartinales; Gigartinaceae. The record is from the annotation of a RefSeq genome assembly.
AUGAUGCAUAAUUCACUAAAAGAACUUUACUACAAUAAAAUCUGUCCUGAUUUGAUGAAACAAUUUAAGUACGGCAAUACGCAUGAAAUACCUAAAUUAGUAAAAAUCACUCUUAAUAGAGGGUUAGGAGAAGCUUCACAAAAUGCAAAAGCUCUUGAAAAGAGUAUUGAAGAAUUUACAUUAAUAACUGGACAACAACCUAUUGUUACACGUUCAAAAAAAUCUAUUGCUGGCUUUAAAAUUCGUGAGAAUAUUGUUGUUGGUGUCACAGUAACUUUAAGAAGACAUAAAAUGUAUAAUUUCUUAAAUAAAUUAAUCAAUUUAUCUUUACCAAGAAUAAGAGACUUUCGUGGUAUUAGUACGCAACAUUUUGAUGGACAUGGAAAUUACAAUAUAGGCGUCAAAGAGCAAUUAAUAUUUCCAGAAAUAGAAUAUGAACAUGUAGAUAAGAUUAGAGGAAUGGAUAUAGCAAUAGUAACUACAGCAAAAAAUGAUAAAGAAAGUUUAGCUCUUUUACAAGCUUUUGGUAUGCCUUUUUGCUAA